Molecule: messenger RNA, 1061 nt
Organism: Misgurnus anguillicaudatus (oriental weatherfish)
Lineage: Eukaryota; Metazoa; Chordata; Actinopteri; Cypriniformes; Cobitidae
Gene: polr2eb
Product: RNA polymerase II, I and III subunit E, b
Biological process (GO): transcription elongation by RNA polymerase I; tRNA transcription by RNA polymerase III; transcription by RNA polymerase II
Cellular component (GO): RNA polymerase I complex; RNA polymerase III complex; RNA polymerase II, core complex
Molecular function (GO): DNA binding
Source: RefSeq, a predicted model, not a curated record
ACGCAAAUUUUGACGUCACACGCAUGCGCCAGCAACGGAAAGCAAACGUGGGGAGAGGAUUAUUUCGCAGGGCUGCUGUUUUGAAUACAAUAUUUUUUAUAAUUCCUGUUUUUCUUGCUCACCAUGGAUGACGAAGAAGAGACUUACCGAUUAUGGAAAAUUAGAAAAACUAUAAUGCAGCUAUGUCACGAUCGCGGAUAUUUAGUAACGCAAGAUGAAUUGGAUCAGACCCUUGAUGAGUUUAAAAGUCAGUUUGGAGACAAACCCAGUGAGGGUCGACCGCGACGAACCGACCUCACUGUCCUGGUCGCCCACAACGACGAUCCAACCGACCAGAUGUUUGUUUUCUUUCCUGAGGAACCCAAAGUUGGCAUCAAAACCAUAAAGAUGUACUGCCAACGUAUGCAAGAGGAGAACAUCACACGAGCCAUUAUUGUAGUACAGAUGGGCAUGACCCCUUCAGCCAAGCAGUCUCUGGUAGACAUGGCACCGAAGUACAUACUCGAGCAGUUUCUUCAACAAGAGCUUCUGAUCAACAUUACUGAACAUGAGCUUGUGCCCGAACACAUAGUGAUGACUAAAGAGGAAGUGACCGAGCUGUUGGCAAGAUAUAAACUAAAGGAAAGCCAGCUUCCCAGGAUUCAAGCUGGGGACCCUGUGGCUCGAUACUUUGGCUUGAAAAGAGGCCAGGUUGUUAAGAUUAUCAGACCAAGUGAGACUGCUGGACGGUACAUCACGUACAGAUUGGUCCAGUAAUUUGUUUGAAGUCAGUAACACUGCGAGUUAUUUCUGAUGUUAUUUACUAAAAGUUUAAAGUCUUUGUUUAACAUGGAAAUUUGCAACAUUUUUAGAUUAGUACAGUGUUAUCACCUUUUAAAAUGUCAUUCUGAAAUGUACCGUUGAUAUACCUUUACUUAUCCGACAACUUACUGUAUAUUUGAUAUUUUGUUUGACAGGUUUAAAAUACUCCUGAACUCCAUAAAGUCUGAAUUUUCCCAGACCAUCCUUGUUAUUAAGACAAUUUUAUUUCUAUUAUCAAUAAAUACCAUUUUGUUACUCUG